AACACCUUCUCCCAGUCUCCUAUUUCCCUAUUUCCUUGUUUCCUUGUGUCUGGGUCGCUAUCACAUUCGCUUGUCCUAACGAUUCCCUCGCUCGUCAAACAUCUACGCUACAGCAAUACUUUCGCUUUUCUUACGCUCUUCCAAAUCGCUUGAGAAACACGGCACAAUGUAUUCCACUUUCGCUUUUCUCGCGCUUCUUGGCGCAGCAUCUGCCAUGCCAGGCUACUACGGAUCAAACGGAACAUGGCCAUCGAGCAGCAGCAGCAGCAGCAGUCUUCCAGCACCGAGUACAACCAGCUGCUCCACUUCUCGGUCGGGCUCGCAAACCACCAGCUCUACCUCCAAAAGCAUCCUUCAUCCUUAUCCCACAGGCGGACAUCCAGAGCCUCACCCACAUCCCUACCCGACUGGGGGCUGGCCAAAGCCUCCUCAUGGCACUGGCGAUCACCCGAAGCCGCCAUAUCCAACAGGCAGCGGAUAUGCUCUCCCGCCCCCAGCAACCACGACCAAGUCCGCCUCGGCCACGCCCACGAUACACCUCACAACGACAAUCACCGUACCCGUCACCAAGACGAUCACGAAGCUCGUGCCUUGCAGUACCCAAGUCACCUCGCACGACCAGACCUGGUGGAGCACAUCUUUGUCGACCAAAUACAUCACCACUACCUACCUGGCGACUUCAACUCUCGUUACAGUCCCCACCCCUCCCGUCAACCCAAUCCAGCCUUCCCCACCAGCGCAGCCGCCGCAUCACUCCUACCCAGCAGCACCAGUCUGCCCACCGCAAGUCACAGUGACAAAGUACAUCACCGCCCCAUCGCCAGCUCCUCAAUACCCAAGUCAGCCACAGCACACCGAGACCGUCACCGUCACACUCGCCUACGGCUACACUACGACUUUGACACUCACAUACCCAGCACCAACUGCUUCUCCCACCACCAAGCACCCACUCCCACCACCAUACCCAAACCCAAACCCAAAGCCAAGCAGUGGCAAGCCUCAUCCAACCGGCGCUUACCCGACUGGAGGCUACCCAUACCCAACUGGCAGCUGGCCGCAUCCCAAGCCAAUCCCGUCUGGCUUAAGCUCGACUGCACGACCGACUGGCAUUACGCCGUAUACAUGGUAAUCAUUUCCCGAAAUCGAAGAACAGGAUACCCAAGAGUAUAGAUAUAGAUGGACGUUAUUGUUAUGUAUCAGUAUAACAGCUUAUGAGUAAUCGAAAGCGCAGGCGCUAGAAUGGAAGGGAACUUUUGCGAGGAUGGGAUAUUAUAAUUAGAAUCUUUAUUAUAACUUCUUUUACUUGAUCGAAUGCUUCAUUGCGAGAUGU
Molecule: messenger RNA, 1330 nt
Organism: Pseudocercospora fijiensis CIRAD86
Lineage: Eukaryota; Fungi; Ascomycota; Dothideomycetes; Mycosphaerellales; Mycosphaerellaceae
Exons: 1
Coding region: 167-1129 (320 amino acids)
Source: RefSeq, a predicted model, not a curated record